Momordica charantia (bitter melon) is the source of this 1020-nucleotide messenger RNA. RefSeq lists its product as uncharacterized. The record is from RefSeq and is a predicted model, not a curated record. Gene Ontology annotation, molecular function: nucleic acid binding. NCBI's taxonomy places the organism in Eukaryota, Viridiplantae, Streptophyta, Magnoliopsida, Cucurbitales, Cucurbitaceae.
AUGACUGCACCAAACUUGAAGGAACCAUUUGAAGUCAUGUGUGACACUAGUGAUUAUGCAGUAGGAGCAGUGUUAGGACAAAGGAAAGGGAAGCUAAUCCACCCAAUUUACUAUGCCAGCAGAACACUGGUGGAAGCUCAACUCAAUUACACCACCACUGAGAAAGAGCUGCUAGCGGUGGUUUUUGCAUUUGAAAAAUUCAGAGCUUACCUUAUUGGAAAGAAGAGAAAAGAUGUGGAGCCAUGGUUUGCUGAUAUGGCCAAUUAUGUGGCUAGUGGAAUUUUGCCAUCAGACCUGAAAAGGCAGCAGCUUAAGCGAUUCACUCAUACAACAAGUUUUACUACUGGGAUGAUCCUUAUCUGUACAAAUUUUAUGAGACAUUUCCCUCCAUCRAAUGGUAACCUCUACAUCUUGUUGGCAGUGGAUUAUGUUUCUAAAUGGGUGGAAGCAAUAGCCUGUGCAAAAUAUAUCAAGAAUAAGGUAUCCACCGCCUAUCACCUUCACAUAAAUAGUCAAGCAGAGGUAUCAAACAGAGAAAUUAAGAGAAUUUUGGAUAAGGCAGUGCAUCUCAACAUAAAAGAUUGGUCUGACAAGUUAGAUGAUGCAUUAUGGGCAUAUAGGACUCCCUAUAAAACUCCCAUAAGAACUUCCCCUUAUAAGCUAGUCUUCGGAAAGACAUGUCAUCUCCCACUCGAACUUAAGCAAAAGGCAUUUUGGGCUGUGAAGAGGUUGAAUAUGUAUCUAUCAGCAGCAGAAGAAGCAAGAAAAUUUCAGCUGCUAGAGUUGUAUGAAUUCAGAAGAGAAGCCUACGAGAACGCAAAAGUUUACAAAGAGAAGACCAAAUUAAAAUCAAGGUGGUCAGGGCCAUUCACAGUGGUGAAGGUAUAUCCUUAUGGAGUUAUAACCGUCAAAGAAGAUGAUAAUGAAAUGGAGUUCACUGUGAAUGGACAAAGAUUAAAGCACUACUGGGGAGGAGAAGUGGUGAGGAAGAUUGAUUCCGACCAGCUGAGAUUAGCAUAA